Opisthocomus hoazin is the source of this 2547-nucleotide messenger RNA. NCBI's taxonomy places the organism in Eukaryota, Metazoa, Chordata, Aves, Opisthocomiformes, Opisthocomidae. The record is from RefSeq and is a predicted model, not a curated record.
AUGACUAUGCAGAUGGAUGGACAGACAGACGGAGCAGUGAACACGGAGGAGAUGAACAGAGGAAUGGCUCGUGACAGGCAUGGGGCUUGCGGCUUCAUCCCCAUCUUCAUCCUCGCGGCUGGGUUGCUGGUGACCGCCCUGCCACUGGCACGAGCUCAGGCGAAGGGCCACCAAAGCAACGGGCUGCCGGAGGAGGAGGAGUCCCGUAUCAUCGGUGGGAGACCCUGCUCCAUCUACCAGCGACCCUUCCAAGUCGCCAUCGUCAAGAGUGGCCGGAUCCUUUGUGGUGGAAGCUUGGUCGCCGACCAAUGGGUGCUGACGGCCGCCCACUGCAGGCAGCCACUCAAGGCCGUGCAGGUGUUAAUCGGGACGGACACGUUACGAGACGGGACGGGGCAAACGAGAUACGUCGUCAGGGACCAGGUCCACCCGCGCUACAACCCCCGCACCAACGACAACGACUUCCUGCUCCUCAGGCUGAACAAACCCGUCCAGUUCAAUGAGAGGACCAAGAGGCUCCGAGUAGCCACGAGGUGUCCCGAGGAGGGGAUGCAGUGCUCCGUCUCUGGCUGGGGCACCAUCAGGUCUCCUGGAGCUCUGCUGCCCAGGGAUCUGCAAUGCGCCAACAUCCAGGUCAUCAGCGAGGACGCCUGCGACCGGGCCUACGGCAGCGCCGUCACCAACAACAUGUUCUGCGCCGGCGUCCCUCAGGGAGGCGUCGACUCCUGCCAGGGCGACUCGGGGGGCCCGCUGGUCUGCAACGGGGUGCUGCAGGGCGUGGUCUCCUGGGGCAUGGCCGUCUGCGGGCGACGCGGCCAACCCGGCGUCUACGCCAAGGUCUGCCGGUAUGACCAUCAAACUGGUUUGGCCACCGUGACUAUCCAGUUGGCCUCCCAGUAUGGCCAUCUAACGGGGCUGGCCACCUCGACCAUCCAGUUGGCCUCCCACUAUGACCACCUAACUGGGCUGGCCACCACAACCAUCCCGUUGGCCUCCCAACCCAUCCCCAUCCGGAUGGGCGACCACAGCUUGAAGACCAAGGAAGGGACGGAGCAGUGCGUCAACUCGGCCAGGUCCUUCAUCCACCCCAACUACGACGCCAACAGCCAUGACAGUGACAUCAUGCUGCUGAAGCUCCAGAAGCCGGUCCACUUCACCGAGCACAUCCAACCCGUGGCCUUGCCCAAGAGGUGUCCUCCACCCAACACCGAGUGCGUGGUGUCAGGUUGGGGCAGCACCAGCAGCCCAGAAGGGUACUUCCCCGACAUUCUCCAGUGCGGCAUGGUCUACACCAUGCCCAACGAGGAGUGCUCCAAGCUCUACCCCAAAGGCAUCACCAAGAACAUGCUCUGCGCCGGCCGCAGAUCGGGGGGCACCGACUCCUGCCAGGGUGACUCGGGGGGGCCGCUGGUCUGCAGGGACGAGCUGCAGGGCAUCGUCUCGUGGGGCAUGCAGGUCUGCGGGCAGCCGGGCAAGCCGGGCGUCUACACCCGCGUCUGUCAGCGUGCAGAGGUGGAUAGGCUCGUGGUGGGGACGUGUCAUGGACGUGUGGAGAGGUGGACAUGCGUCGUAGACAUGUGUCAUGGACAUGUGGACACAUGUAGUGGACUGGUGGACGUGCGUUGUGGACGUGUGGAGAUGUGUCAUGGACAUGUGGGCAUGUGUUGUGGACUGGUGGAUGUGUGGACACAUGUAGUGGACUGGUGGACGUGCGUUGUGGACGUGUGGAGAUGUGUCAUGGACAUGUGGGCUUGUGUCAUGGACAUAUGGACAUGUGUUGUGGACUGGUGGACAUGUGGACACGUGUUGUGGGCAUGUCACGGACUUCUGGAUGUGUGUUGUGGACUGGUGGACAUGUGUUGUGGACUGGUGGAUGUGUGGACACAUGUAGUGGACUGGUGGACGUGCAUUGUGGACGUGUGGAGAUGUGUCAUGGACAUGUGGACAUGUGUCAUGGACAUAUGGACAUGUGUUGUGGACUGGUGGACAUGUGGACACGUGUUGAUCACCACCAUCCGCCUGGGCAAGCACAACCUCUACACGCGGGAGUUUGGCGAGGUGCAGAAGAUGGUGCAGAAGCUGGUGGCACACCCCAACUACAAUCCCACCACCAAGGACAACGACAUCAUGAUGAUCAAGCUCCUGACGCCCGUCGCCCUCACCGAAAGGAUCCAGCCCAUCCCCGUGGCCUCCUGCCUCCCGGAGCCCGGCACCACCUGCACCACUUCGGGAUGGGGGGCCACCACCUCCCCAGAAGUUUCUUACCCGGACGUCUUGCAGUGCGUCAACGUCACCAUCUUCUCGACGGCCGAGUGCCACCGGUUGUACCCCGGUUCCAUCACCGAGAACAUGCUGUGCGCCGGGAGCCUCCAAGGCGGUAGGGACUCCUGCCAGGGUGACUCCGGAGGACCUCUGGUUUGCAACGGGACCCUCCAAGGCAUCGUGUCCUGGGGCAUGGAGAAAUGCGGGCAGCCCAAGAGACCCGGUGUCUACACCAAGGUCUGUAGAUACUUCCAGUGGAUCCAGAAGAUCAUGAAGGACAACUAG